CUGCUUUGUUGUCGUCGUCGUCGUCAUCAUCAUCAUUAGCGUCAAGGUUAAGCUCAAAAGUUUACUCUGAUGAUGGGAUACAUCAUGGGGUGUGCCUGUUUCAAAGAACCCAGAAAAGACAAGACUGAUGCACAGCACGGUGGUAAUGGUACCCUCUCCCCAAAUACCGAACAGCCACCAUGUCAGGGCUCUAUGCUGCCUCCACCAGGUGGCGGCACUGGUAGCUCUCAACAAAAUCACUCACAUAUGGUUAGUGGCCGUGAUCAACAUGAUUCCCAUACACAGAAUUCCAAAAUGGAAAGGCCCAAUACAUUGGGCACCAAUAAAUUAGCCAGGCGUGUAAAUGUCUGCUACGAACACUAUCCCGAUGGUUCUUCAGGUAAUUCCAUGAUGGGUGGCCCACCCGGUAGUACGCCCCCACCAUAUGCUGAUGCAGCUGGCCAUCAUCAUCACGGUGGAAAAAUGGUUGGCGGUGUUAUGCUGUCCGAAUUGCCCGAGCCACCAAUUCCAUUGUCGGAAAUUGGUCCCAUCCCACCGCCUCCAAUGUUUUCGACACCAUCGCCAACAUUAGUGGCUGGACGACCGCAUGGGCCUGGCGCAGUCAACGAUAAAGAUUAUCAGCCAUAUGAUGAUUAUGAUAAUGAGCAUGAUGAUAACGAUUCCGAUAAUGAUUACAAUUAUCAACAUUAUCCAAAUCAUAUCGAUACACAACGCAUUGAGGAAAUUCCAGCCAAAGAGCCCAAACCAAAUGCAGUUCCUCUUAAAUCGGCCCUCAAAAAGAAACCCGGCCACAAUGUGAACUCGUCAUCAUCGCCAGCCACGCCCAUACAAGAUCAUUCAAAUGCCAAUGGGUCUUUGCCGCAAGGAGCGGGCAUUCAAGGGAAUUCCAGUGGCGGCGGUGGUAUUAACAGCAGCGGCAGCAGCAACAACAGUGGUGUGGGCAACAAUUCAAGUCAUACCUCAACCAGUCAUCAGCGUCCAUUGGUAGUGAGGCAGGAUGCUACCAAUAGUUAUAAUUUAAAUAGGCAACAAAUGUUCAAUAUUAAUCUGCCAUGCACCAUGGAGAACAAGGAAAACACUCGGCCAUUUGUGAUACGCGAAAAUAGCAGUGAUAGCAGCGAUGAUGAUAAUUCACGGAUUCUCUAUCGCGACGAUGACACAUCACGUCAGGCGAAGAUUGCCCGCAAGGAAUCGUUGUCGUUGAAAUUGCAAUUGCGCCCCGACAAACAGGAUCUAAUCAAUCGCAACAUCUUGCAUCCCGUCAACGACAAUGAUGUCAAGGAAUCGAAAGAGGCCAUUGGUGCUCGCCUCAUCAGACGCUUAUCGAUGCGACCGACGGCCGAUGAAUUGGUGGAGCGUAACAUAUUAAAGACACAAACACCCGCCGAAGAGAAAAAACAAAAAGAAGAAAAGAAAUCAUACCUAUUGCGUAAAUUAAGUUUUCGACCCACCGUCGAGGAGCUUAAGGAAAAGAAAAUUAUACGUUUCAAUGAUUAUAUCGAAGUGACUCAGGCCCACGACUACGAUCGUCGAGCUGAUAAGCCAUGGACAAGACUGACACCAAAGGACAAGGCUGCCAUACGUAAAGAAUUAAAUGAAUUUAAAUCAUCCGAGAUGGCAGUACACGAGGGUAGUCGACACUUAACAAGGUUCCAUAGGCCAUGACAAUUGCAAUGGCAACAGAAAUUAUCGAUUAAAACUCCAUACCCAACAAAAUUUUGUGCAACAAAAUAUAAAAAAUUUUAAAACAUAAACAAUGUUACAACAAUAAGAA
Messenger RNA from Musca vetustissima, 1774 nucleotides. RefSeq names its product phosphatase and actin regulator 4-like. Lineage: Eukaryota; Metazoa; Arthropoda; Insecta; Diptera; Muscidae. Gene Ontology annotation, molecular function: actin binding. Bases 70 to 1665 code for a protein of 531 amino acids. The transcript is spliced from 7 exons. The record is from RefSeq and is a predicted model, not a curated record. Gene Ontology annotation, biological process: actin cytoskeleton organization.